Molecule: messenger RNA, 315 nt
Organism: Colletotrichum higginsianum IMI 349063
Lineage: Eukaryota; Fungi; Ascomycota; Sordariomycetes; Glomerellales; Glomerellaceae
Product: Hybrid nrps pks
Exons: 1
Coding region: 1-315 (104 amino acids)
Molecular function (GO): catalytic activity
Source: RefSeq, a predicted model, not a curated record
AUGUCCCGUGCCAAAGCCCGGAUCUGGUUCGUCAGCAGGUAUCUCCUCAACCAGGCCGCCUACAAUAUGGGUUUUCACUACUGCAUCGCCAGGCCUCUGAACAUGAUGCGUCUUCGCCACGCACUUCAGGCGACGACGCAUUACUACAAGUGUCUGCGCAUGUGUUUCAGUCAACGCGUCAGGGAGGGCAGGCCUGUGCAGGGCCUCUUGGCUUCGUCAGCAUUUGAGCUGGAGCAUGUUGCUGUUGCUAAUAAGGACGACUUUAAGCAGGCGAUGGACAAGCUUGAGACGCGUGUAGGAUAUCAAGAGGGGUAA